Molecule: messenger RNA, 785 nt
Organism: Notothenia coriiceps (black rockcod)
Lineage: Eukaryota; Metazoa; Chordata; Actinopteri; Perciformes; Nototheniidae
Source: the annotation of a RefSeq genome assembly
AUGGCCCACCAAGCACACGCAUACCACAUAGUUGACCCCAGCCCUUGACCCUUAACAGGCGCAAUUGCCGCCCUACUAAUAACAUCAGGCCUUGCAGUCUGAUUUCACCAACACUCCACCACCCUUAUAACCCUUGGCACCAUCCUUCUGCUUCUUACAAUAUACCAAUGAUGGCGAGACAUUGUCCGAGAGGGCACCUUUCAAGGACACCACACACCCCCCGUACAAAAGGGCUUGCGAUAUGGUAUAAUCUUAUUCAUCACCUCUGAGGUCUUCUUUUUCUUAGGAUUUUUUUGAGCUUUUUAUCAUGCCAGUCUCGCCCCCACCCCCGAACUAGGGGGCUGCUGACCCCCAACAGGUAUUUUUACCCUCGACCCACUAGAAGUCCCUCUACUCAAUACAGCAGUUUUGCUUGCCUCUGGGGUGACCGUUACCUGGGCACAUCAUAGCAUUAUAGAGGGCGAUCGCAAACAAGCCAUUCACUCUUUAACCAUAACAAUUAUUCUUGGCUUCUAUUUUACAAUCCUGCAAGCGCUAGAGUAUGUUGAUGCCCCCUUUACAAUUGGUGAUGGAGUUUAUGGUGCUACCUUCUUUGUAGCGACCGGCUUCCAUGGCCUCCAUGUCAUUAUUGGGUCAACCUUCUUGGCAGUUUGCCUUCUCCGACAAAUUAAACAUCACUUUACAUCUGGGCAUCACUUCGGAUUUGAAGCAGCCGCCUGAUACUGACACUUCGUGGACGUUGUUUGGUUAUUCCUCUACGUCUCUAUCUACUGAUGAGGCUCGUA